Phoenix dactylifera (date palm) is the source of this 1257-nucleotide messenger RNA. RefSeq lists its product as uncharacterized. Lineage: Eukaryota; Viridiplantae; Streptophyta; Magnoliopsida; Arecales; Arecaceae. Gene Ontology annotation, molecular function: RNA binding. The record is from RefSeq and is a predicted model, not a curated record.
AAAAUUUCGAACAGGGAAAUGAAAUUAUAAAAGCGAGAUUAGGGUUGCCUUUUUUGAGCGCGCCACCUGGUUGGCUGUUUCUCCUCUCUUUCGUUCCCUCUCUACAGAUCUCUUGGGAGUCUCCUUCUGAGGAGGAGAAGCGGGGAGGCGAAGGCGGCAACGACGACGAGUGCGGCUGUUGGUGUUGGGUUGGAAGGGAAUUCAUCGAGCGACGACCAUGUAUGGAUCUAGGGGUGAGUGGCGGGGGUGCUUCGGAUGGCUACGAUGCCGGUUCGAAGAGGCCUCGGACAAUGGAGCCAAACCCGUACUUUUCAGGACUCGGUGCCAGCAGCUUCUACCAGCCCUACAGUGGCAGCUUCGGUGGUGGAAGCAGUGGCAUCUACAACUUCCCCGUGGUUCGUCUGAGAGGCCUGCCCUUCAACUGUGAUGAUCUUGAUGUCUACAAGUUCUUUGCUGGGCUGGAUAUCGUGGACUGCCUUCUGGUGAACAAGAAUGGGCGCUUCUCAGGUGAGGCCUUUGUUGUUUUUCCAUCGCCGAUGCAAGCCGAGUUUGCACUCCAGAGGGACAGGCAGAACAUGGGGCGCAGGUACAUUGAGGUCUUUCGGUGCAAGAAACAAGACUAUUACAGUGCGGUUGCUGCUGAGGUGAACUAUGGGGGGGGCUUUGACAACGAAUACCGUCAGAGCUCACCUCCAGCGCGUCCAAAGAGAUCCUUUGAAGACAAAGCACAGAUGGAGUACACAGAGGUCCUUAAACUUCGGGGGCUUCCUUACUCUGCAACCCAGGCUGACAUUGUAGACUUCUUUGCAGAGUUUGAACUGACUGAAGAUAAGGUGCAUAUCGCAUGCCGCCCAGAUGGGAAGGCUACUGGCGAGGCAUAUGUGGAGUUCCCAUCAGCGGAAGAGGCGAAGAAGGCAAUGUGCAAGGACAAGAUGACGAUUGGGUCGAGGUAUGUGGAGCUGUUUCCAUCAACACCUGAUGAGGCAAGGAGAGCCAAAUCUAGAUUCAGGCAAUGAUUCAGUAGCAGAUGUUUUGUUGCUGGAGCUGAAUAUUAAUGGUGUUGGGGCUGAAUUUUCUGUCAGUAUUUUUUCUUUUAUAAGUUGAUUAGUUAGCCAAGCCCUGUCUUGUUUGCUUUGCUGCUCCUGGUGGGCAGCGAGCAAUACCUCUUUCUUAUUCAGAUAUGUCAUUAAAAUUCUGACUGCUUUACCCUAAAUCUGAGAUAUUAUCCAAAGAUUUAAAUAGUUAGUCUUUAAGCCC